AUGGCCACUGAAAUUGAUACCUCGUUGUCACGAAAAUUAUAUUAUGCCAUCCCCCCUGCCAUUGCGGGCUUUGCCUAUGGCUGGGAAAAUGCCUCCAUGAGUGGAAUCCUCACCAUGACCCAGUUUCUGGAUUAUUUCCACACUCCAUCUGCAUUCCGACAGGGUGUCAUGACCGCCGCCUUGCUGGCAGGUGAAUUCGGAGGCUCUCUCAUGAUUGGAUUUCUGAUCUCCGAUCGCUUCGGUCGUCGGAUCACCAUUUUGGUAUGUGUCUUGAUCUAUCUGAUCGGACAAGCCAUCAUUGUCGCUUCCCAAAACCAAGCAAUGUUCAUCACUGGACGAGUCGUGAAUGGUUUAGGAGCGGGUGGUCUAUUCCAGACAAUCUCCUUAUACACUGCCGAAAUCACACCACCACAAAUCCGCGGUAUGAUGACCUCCAUGAUGAGUCUGGGUAUCGCAAUGGGUCUCCUCGUCGCGUACUGGGUCCAGUACGGUGCCAAUAACAUCCAGGGCACUGCAGCAUGGCGCAUGUGCUAUGCUCUGCAGCUCGUCCCUGGUGCAAUCGUCGGUGCUAUCAUGAUCUUCCGUCCUGAGUCUCCCCGUUGGCUCUUUCGACACGACCGCGCCGACGAAGCCCUACAAGUCCUCGCUACGCUCCAUGCAAAUGGUGACCAGAACGCUCCUGUCGUACAGUCCGAGUUUGAGGAAAUCCGCGUCGUUGUCGAAUACGAGCGUGGCACACCUGCCCCUUCAUACCUGGCUCUCUUGACUAGCAAGCAGUACCGUCGCAGAACAGCCUUGGCUAUGGGUCUUCAGUUCAUGCAGCAGAUUACUGGUGUCAAUAUCAUUCUAUACUAUGCUGCGAAGGUCUUCGCGCAGACAGGUCGCACAGGUACGCAAGCUGCAUUGCUGUCGAACGGUAUUGAGUCCGCGUUGUUCCUUGUUGCAUCAUUCUCGUUGACGAUGCUCAUGGAUGUAUAUGGUCGUCGAAAGCCGCUGAUUAUUGGUCCCAUUCUGAUGGGUAUCUGCAUGAUCAUCGUGGCCUCGAUGUUACUUGGUUAUGGCUCGCCUUACUUUGAUAGCGCGACCCAGGAACUAAAGUUCAACUUCGUUGAUAAGAACGCUGGUAAUGCGGCGGUGACUUUCAUGUUCCUCUACAUGGUUACCUUUGGUGCGAGUAUGGCGUCACUUCCGUGGACAUAUCAGAACGAGGUCUUCCCGAUCAAUGCUCGUGGUCGAGGUACUGCGCUCUCAACCUCCGUUAACUGGUUUGUUAACUUUUGGUUGGGCCUGUACAUGCCCACAGCCUUGAAUGAGGGAUCUUACAUUGUUUACUAUACCUUUGGUGGGAUCAAUAUCUGUAUCUCGUUCGUGGUGUACUUUUUCUUCCCUGAGACUUCACGACGGACACUGGAGGAGCUGGAUCUUCUGUUUACGCCGAAUCGACGCAAGCUUGUGUUUUUGGAUAAGGAGGCUUGUCAAAAGGGAACUCUGCUGAAGCAUGGCCUGGAAGAUGGGGCUAGCGCUGCAAGAGAUCUGGAGACUGCUUUGGUUAUGGGCGCGGUUGGCAGAGAGAAAAGAGAGAAGCAAGUUGCUUUACAUGACGAGUACGUCGAGUGA
Penicillium malachiteum is the source of this 1617-nucleotide messenger RNA. RefSeq lists its product as uncharacterized. Gene Ontology annotation, biological process: transmembrane transport; carbohydrate transport. The coding region runs from base 1 to 1617 and encodes 538 amino acids. Gene Ontology annotation, molecular function: carbohydrate:proton symporter activity. Gene Ontology annotation, cellular component: membrane. The transcript is spliced from 2 exons. The record is from RefSeq and is a predicted model, not a curated record. NCBI's taxonomy places the organism in Eukaryota, Fungi, Ascomycota, Eurotiomycetes, Eurotiales, Aspergillaceae.